UGUGUGAGCAUUUUGUCUGCUGAACUGCGGCGAUGCAUCAUUGAACAAGUCAUUGCGCACGUUGCGUGUGAGGAGUUUGUACGUUACGGGGAUUGUUGAGAAACGGUAUUAAAAUUUUUAUAUCUCGGAAUUAUUUUUUGACGAGGACGUUUCCAUCAAAUCAGCUUGAACGGAUUGAAAUGUUACAGUUUAGGUCCUCGGUAGUGUUGAAGGAGUUGUUUCGUUCCAGCCUCAAGCGUCCAUUGACAAGUAUUAGCAGAAAUAAGGCGUCAUCACCCGUCUUCUACAGCUUCAGUACCGCUUGUCCCGAUGUCAAUGUGGUAUCAAAAGUGAAGUCCUUCCAUGCAGGAAGACACCGGCCAUGGCUGCGCCCCCCAGCCGGAGUCCGAGCGCUGUGCACGAAGACCGAAGGCGCGGUAGUUGCCGGUGAUGGAGGCAGCGGUGAGCCGUCGGGCGAGAAGAGAAGGAAAGCGGGCAUCCUGCCCAGUCUCGAGGACCUGCUUUUUUACACCAUUGCUGAAGGCCAGGAGAAAAUUCCGGCACACAAAUUCGUCUCGGCGCUGAAGGCCACAGGCCUGCGGACGGGGGACCCCAGGCUGAAAGAAUGCAUGGACAUGCUGAAGGUGACCCUCAAGUCCACCUCAGACGGAGUCAGCCUGGACCGACACCUCUUCAAGAAGUGCGUGCAGAGCAACAUCGUCCUCCUGACCCAGGCCUUCCGCAAGAAGUUUGUCAUCCCCGACUUCCAGCCCUUCUCCUCUCAUGUCGACAAGCUCUACGAAAGUGCCAAGCAGCUCUCGGGCGGUCAGGUGGCUGAUUAUAUCCCCCAGCUGGCCAAGUUCAGCCCUGACCUGUGGGCUGUGUCUCUGUGCACAGUGGACGGGCAAAGGCACACGGUGGGCGACACCAAGGUCCCCUUCUGCCUGCAGUCAUGCGUGAAGCCGCUGAAGUAUGCCAUCGCCGUGCACGACCACGGCACCGAAUAUGUGCACCGCUUCAUCGGCAAGGAGCCCAGUGGCCUGCGCUUCAACAAGCUCUUCCUGAACGAGGACGAUAAACCCCACAAUCCCAUGGUCAAUGCUGGUGCCAUUGUGUGCACCUCUCUUAUAAAGCAAGGAGCAAGUAAUGCUGAGAAGUUUGACUAUGUCAUGAACUUCCUACAAAAAAUGGCAGGGAAUGAGUAUGUGGGAUUCAGCAACGCCACAUUCCAGUCCGAGCGUGAAUCAGGAGACAGGAAUUUUGCUAUUGGCUACUACCUGAAGGAAAAGAAGUGUUUCCCUGAGGGGACGGACAUGACCUCUAUUCUGGACUUCUACUUCCAACUGUGCUCCAUCGAGGUGACCUGCGAGAGCGCCAGCGUCUUGGCCGCCACUCUGGCCAAUGGUGGCUUCUGCCCCAUCACAGGCGAGCGCGUGCUCAGCCCCGAGGCCGUGCGCGACACGCUCAGCCUCAUGCACUCCUGUGGCAUGUACGACUUCUCGGGCCAGUUCGCCUUCCAUGUGGGUCUGCCUGCCAAGUCCGGUGUAUCCGGGGGGAUACUGCUGGUGGUGCCCAACGUCAUGGGUGUCAUGUGUUGGUCGCCGCCCCUGGACAAGCUGGGCAACAGUGUGCGGGGCAUCCAGUUCUGCACGGACCUGGUAUCUCUCUUCAACUUCCACAACUAUGACAACCUGCGGCACUUCGCCAAGAAGCUGGAUCCUCGCCGGGAGGGUGGCGACCAGCGGCAGCACACCUUCGGACCGAUGGAUUACGAAAGCCUUCAGCAGGAGCUAGCGCUCAAAGAUACUCUGUGGAAAAAGGUGUCUCCCCAGGAGUGUGAUGAGGACAGCUCCACUACCGUAGUCUAUAGGAUGGAGAGUGCGGUGGACCGCAGCUAAGCAGGGGAGGGGCCGGGCAGGGGCUGAGAAGAGGUAUCCCCCCGUGCGCUAACGCUCGCUAACGCUCGUAACUGACGAAGCUGUUAACUACCACAGUGUUCAUGACUGUACAUAUGCCCUGUUCUGUAAUCCCCCUACACUCCUCUAUUGCUGUAUUAUUUAAUUUUAUUUUUAAUUUCUGUUAUUCCAUGUAUAUGUUGUCUCAUCGAAAAUGGUGUUGUCAUCUUCAGACUGGCAAAGCUCAGUGGGGUAGGGGGAUCUGAAGGAACCAAAGCCAGGUGGGGAAGGGGGGGGGGGGGGUGAAUUGGAGGGGGUCUUGCAGACUCCUAUUGAAAUGACAUUGAGCUUGCCCUUGUCUAGAUUUCUGGGCCGGGGUGAGCGGUGUGUCAUGUGCCCGGUCCUGGUAUGUUGUUGAGCUCUCAGUUCCCUCUGUGACCUUUUAGCUAAUUGGUCACCUCAAGUGGGACCUCGCCCCUGUGAAUGGCCUCUUUGAUUUAUACUGUUAAUCACCUGAAAUUAUUUUUAGGUGUGUCAUUGCCACCCUUUGCAUUCACAUAUUCAUGUAUUUAUAACUGAAAUUUAAUGAUGACCACGAUAAUGAUGAAGAACAUGAUAGCUGCCGGUGCUAAUGCAGUUAUCGUAGACUGGACAAGGUGUCGGCCUUAAACUCAUGAAAACGGGAAGAGUGCUUUGGGCGAGCCGUUUCAGGCCACACUUGGAUACCAUGCGUGUUUUCUAGUGAGCAAGCGGGAGAGAGGAACCUGAGAAGACUCAACAGCAAAGCAGAGCCUAUAUGGGGAUAAGUGAACCUUGUAAGACCUUCUUUGUAUAGGCUGCUGUCAUAGAAUUUCUGCUGCAAAAAACAGUGUUUUCUUAGAGGCCUUAAUGUGUCCAGGUACCAUGCAUAAACUGUACCGUAUCAGUGGACUUAGCUGGAAUCUUCCACUAAUAAAUGUCAGCUUUAAUGACUGUUUAAUAGCAUGUACUUUAUGUUUAUGUGGUAAUUCUUUCUUUUUUGUCUCUAUUUGAGAUUCUGUAAGCUUGAAGAAGCCUGAACUUGUAUUUGAAAAAAGAUUUAAGUUUGUCUUUGACAAUGGUUUCUUUACUGAAUGGUUUUAUUUUGAGGUGCAAUGCAUUCAAAAGCCUUGCGUUAGGUCUGCCCUAAUGGACACCAUAGCUUUAAGCCGAUACCAGAAACAGAACAGCUCAGUGUUCACUGGUUUAGCACCUCCCUUGAUCUGGGGGCUUAGCAAUAGAUUGUCUCAAACCUUCACUCUCACUCCUGAGCCCCUGUAAAUCUAAGUAUCACCUGUAAUGGUAACUUAGGCCUGUAGCUUCAUAAUGCAGCGUAGCAGCGCAGUCCUGCUAAUCGAAGUCCUGUUUGUGUUCAUUCCUUUCUGAGCAGAAAGCUACUGCAUACUUGAACUUGAAGGGGGUCGGUAGCCUUUCAGUGUUCCACAAUGUGAGAAAUGGUUUUUGAAUGCAGUACCGGUGUUUGUUUGGAACACCUGGACACUUUGUGUGUAAAAUGUGUACAAGAAAACCUUUAACACAUACUGCUCCUGUAUGACAACACUGCUUGUCUUUGCUCUGGGUUUAUUUAUCCUUCUUGCAUCCAUUUCUUUUGUACCACCUAAUAAAUUAGUUUUAAAUCCCA
Paramormyrops kingsleyae is the source of this 3534-nucleotide messenger RNA. Its product is annotated as glutaminase kidney isoform, mitochondrial-like. Gene Ontology annotation, biological process: L-glutamine catabolic process. NCBI's taxonomy places the organism in Eukaryota, Metazoa, Chordata, Actinopteri, Osteoglossiformes, Mormyridae. The record is from RefSeq and is a predicted model, not a curated record. Gene Ontology annotation, molecular function: glutaminase activity; protein binding.